Molecule: messenger RNA, 2481 nt
Organism: Aureococcus anophagefferens
Lineage: Eukaryota; Pelagophyceae; Pelagomonadales; Pelagomonadaceae
Exons: 4
Coding region: 140-2380 (746 amino acids)
Biological process (GO): protein ubiquitination; ubiquitin-dependent protein catabolic process
Cellular component (GO): cullin-RING ubiquitin ligase complex
Molecular function (GO): ubiquitin protein ligase binding
Source: RefSeq, a predicted model, not a curated record
GCGGCGCCGCUGGCAGACGAAGAGGCUGACCCCUGCGCUCGCGACGGCGACGAGGGGUGUUGGCGACGCGGGAGAAGCCCGCGCGUGUCCCCGUGGUCCUCCUCGAGCUCCCUGAGCUGCGGACGGCCGCCCUGCGACGAUGCUGUCGCCGAAGAUCAUCGCGCUCGAAGAGGGGUGGAAUAAUGAAAUCAAGGCGAAGGCCAUCGACGUCCUGGAGGAGAUGCUGAACAACGGCUUCGACCAGAAGAGCCAGCGGCUCUUCGCCCCCAAGGAGUACGUGCAGACGUACACGACGUGCUACAACAUGUGCACGCAGCGGAGCCCCUACAACUGGUCCGAGCAGCUCUACCAGCGCCACGGCGAGACCAUCUGCGACUACCUGACGAAGACGGUGCUCCCCGCGCUGCGGCACCAGCACAACGACUUCCUGCUCACGGAGCUGACGAAGCGGUGGGCGAACCACAAGAUCAUGAACAAGUGGAUGCGCCUCUUCUUCAUGUACCUCGACCGCUACUACGUCAAGCACCACAGCCUGCCGACGCUCGACGUCGCGGGGCUCAAGCACUUCAAGACGCUCGUCUACAACGAGGUGAAGAAGGACGUCGUCAACGCCAUGAUCGGCCUCAUCGACGCGGAGCGCGACGAGAAGCUCAUCGACCGGGGCCUCGUCAAGAACUGCGUCGAGCUCCUCGAGGCCAUGGGCAUGGGCAGUCUCGACGCCUACGUGACGGACUUCGAGGACCAGCUCCUCGGGUCGACGAAGGAGUACUACGCGCGCAAGAGCCAGGAGUGGGUCGAGACGGACGACACGCCGACGUACCUCGCCAAGGCCGAGGUCGCGCUCGACGCGGAGAAGGCGCGCGUGGCCCACUACCUCAACAGCGCGUCCGAGCCCAAGCUGCUGCGCGUCUGCGAGCACGAGAUCCUCGAGCUCCGCGAGACCGUGCUCCUCGAGAAGGAGGGCAGCGGCUGCCGCGCGCUCCUGGCCAACGACAAGGCCGCGGACCUGAGCCGCAUGUACCGCCUCUUCAGCCGCGUGCCCAACGGGCUGCCGCCCAUGGCGGCCCUGGUACGGGCCCACAUCGAGGCCAUGGGCAACGAGGUCAUCAACCGGCGCGAGGCGCGGCUCGAGGCCGGCGAGAAGGACUCGAACCAGGACCCGGCCUUCGUCAAGGAGCUUUUAGCGCUCCACGACAAGUACAUGGCCGUCGUUUCCGCCCAGUUCGCGGGCAACGCCCUCUUCCAGAAGGCGCUCAAGGAGGCGUUCGUCGAGUUCACGAACCGCGACGUCGGCAAGUUCACGAACGCGGAGCUCAUGUCGUCGUUCUGCGACCGCAUCCUCAAGAGCGGCGGCGAGAAGCUCAGCGACGAGGACGUCGAGUCCUACCUCGAGAAGACGGUGCAGCUCUUCUCCUACCUCACGGACAAGGACUUGUUCGCGGAGAUCUACCGGAACCAGCUCGCGAAGCGCCUGUUGAACCAGCGGUCCGCGUCCGACGACGCGGAGCGCCUCAUGAUCGGCAAGCUCAAGCUCCGCUGCGGCUCCCAGUUCACGGGCAAGAUGGAGGGCAUGCUCAACGAUCUGGCCAUCGGCGUCGACCACCAGUCCGACUUCGACCAGACGGUCAAGGAGGACAAGUCCAAGAGCCUGGGCAAGCUCGACUUCGCCGUCCAGGUGCUGACGACGGGCUACUGGCCGUCCUUUGCCGCCAUCGACGCCCACCUCCCGCCGGAGAUCGUCCAGUGCACGCGCGUCUUCAAGGACUACUACGACACGAAGAACUCGAAGCGGCGCCUCACGUGGAUGUUCUCCCUGGGCAACGCCUCCGUCAAGGGCGCCUUCGGCAAGAAGUCCUACGACUUCCAGGUGUCGACGCUCCAGGCCAUCGCGCUCCUCGCGUUCAACGCCGACGGCGACGGCGCCGCGCCGUCGCUCGCGUACGACGCGGUCCGCGAGCGCAUCAACCUGCCCGACGAGCACCUCAAGCGCGUGCUCCACUCCCUCGCCUGCGGCAAGUACAAGGUCAUCACGAAGACGCCCGCGGGCAACACGAUCAAGAACACGGACGCGUUCAAGGUCAACGCGGACUUCAAGUGCCAGAUGCGCAAGAUCCGCGUGCCCAUGGCCAACCUCGACGAGAGCCACAACCCGAAGCGCGUCGAGGAGGACCGCACCGUCGCCAUCGAGGCCGCCAUCGUCCGCAUCAUGAAGGCGCGCAAGACCCUCAGCCACCAGCAGCUCCUCGCGGAGGUCCUCAGCCAGCUCGCCUUCUUCCGCCCGAACCCCAAGGUCAUCAAGCGCCGCAUCGAGGCCCUCAUCGACCGCGAGUACCUCGAGCGCGACCCGGACGUCGCCAACAGCUACCGCUACCUCGCCUGAGGCAACGGACGCUGCGGCUCGGGCCCGCGGGCGGCGGGGCCUCUCGCGCGGCGCGCGCCACACCGACACCCCGGCGCUCGUCGCACUAACUACGAGACCAG